CUGACGGUUGUGAGGACAGCUUCGUGCACAGAGACUGCAUCAGCUGCUGUCCUCCCACCUGCACCUUUGAGAAGGAAUGCCUGGGGAGCAACCUGCACUGCCUGGAUGGCUGCUACUGCCCCGAUGGGAUGAUCCUGCAGAAUGGGAGCUGUAUCUCAGUGUCUCAGUGCCCCUGUGUGUACCAUGGCUCUGCCUUCCCUCUGGGUCACGUGCUGGAGCAGGGAUGCAGUGUGUGUGUCUGCACGGGAGGAAUAUGGAACUGCACAGAAAACAACUGCACAGCGGAGUGCUCAGUGACCGGCGACUCCCAUGUGAGCACAUUUGACGGGCGGAUGUUCCUGCACAGUGGCGCCUGCCAGUACGUUUUGGCGAAGAGCCGGGGGAGUAGUCGCUUCACGCUGACACUGCAGUAUGUUCCCUGCGGAGAGGGUCAGGAGUAUGCCUGCAUGCACUCAGUCACGCUAGUGGUGGAAGAGGAUGUCAGUCGGCAAGUGACGCUCACCAGGGAGGGAGAGGUCCUGAUCGGCAUCAACCAGGCCGCCAACCUGCCCUACAGCGACGACACGGUGGAGGUGCGCAGGCUGAGCACCGUGUUCACGCUGCUGAAGACCAGCUUUGGUCUGCGGCUGCAGUUCGACCGCAGUGGGGGGCGGCUCUACCUGCAGCUGGACAGCAGUUGGAAGGGGCUCACGCUCGGGCUCUGCGGCACCUUCAACGGCAACCUGCGCGACGACUUCCUGUCUCCCUCAGGAAUGAUCGAGGGCACGCCCCAGCUCCACGCCAACGCCUGGAAGGUUUCCUCCGCCUGCAACACGCCCAUCAACGUGCCCAUCAUCGACCCCUGCGAAAUGAACCAGCAGAACGUGUUCUAUGCCUCCAUAUGUGACGUCAUCUCGGAGGAGCUGUUUGGACCCUGCCACGCCUACGUCAGCCCGGGCGUGUACCACCAGCAGUGCCGCUUCCAGGCGUGCCGGUGCGGGAAGGCCUGUCUCUGCACCGCUCUGGCACACUACGCCCGUGUCUGUGCCAAACACCGCGCCCCCGUCAACUUCAGGGCCCACGUGUCCGAGUGCGGGAUGGUGUGCCUGGGCGGGAUGAUGUACGACCCCUGCACCUCCACCUGCGGGCGGACGUGCCAGUCGCUGUCCCGUGGAGAGGUCUGCCCCGAGCGGGAGGAGGACUGCGCAGAGGGCUGCAGCUGCGCAGACGGGAGUUUCUAUGACGAUAUGCGCCAGCGAUGCAUCCAGGCGUCCCAGUGCCACUGUUACUUCAUGGGCUCAGUGUUCCAGCCCGGAGAGGUGUCCUUCAGCUCCUCUGGACCAUGCCUUUGCAGAAACGGCCAAAUGGAGUGUGUGCCUGAGGAGAGAGAGCCAGAGCAUGGAGAGUGCCCCCCAGGAAAGGUAUACUACAGCUGCAGGGAGCAGCAGGGGGGGGCGCCCCGUCUGGGCAUCGCCUGUGAGCUCACAUGUCGAAACCUGAUGAUGAAUCUCACCUGCCCUCCCAUGACGCCCUGCGUGCCUGGCUGCGGCUGCCCUGAAGGGCUGGUUCGGCACAAUGGAGAGUGCUACUUCCCAGAGAACUGCCCCUGUGCCUGGCUGGGCCUGGACUACCUGCCUGGAGAGACUGUGGCCACGCCCUGCUACAGAUGUGUUUGCCAUCGCGGCUUUUUUAACUGCACCCACUUCCCCUGCCCUGCCGUCUGCACCGCCUACAGCGACCGCCACUACCACACCUUUGACGGCCUGGAGUACGACUAUGUCAGCGACUGCCAGGUCUAUCUAGUCAAGAGCAUCAAUGACACCGAGAUCUCCAUCACCACCCAAAACAAAGACUGCUAUGAGAGUGGCAUCGUCUGUAUGAAGUACCUGGUGAUCUACGUGGGACUCACAAAAAUCUACUUCAGUGACAACUCUGGCAAACCGAGUGUCUCCACUGUGGUUGGGAAGGGUUUUGAGUUCCAGUUGCUGGGGGCUGGGUACUACACUGUGGUCCACUUCCCCAAGCAAGAGAUCACAAUUCUGUGGGACAAGAAGACCACCGUGCACAUCCGUGCUGGCCCCCAGUGGAAGGGGCGGCUCACAGGCAUGUGCGGGAACUUCGACACAGUGACGGCCAACGACAUGACCACCGCCGGCCACCUGGAGGUCAGCAACCCCCAGGCCUUUGGGGACAGCUGGGCCCUGGGCCAGUGUGAAAGUGAUUUUGUGGUGAAACGACCCUGUGAGGGAGAUUUGGGAAGACAGCCGUACGCUAAGAGAGAGUGUGCCCUGCUGUACAGCGACAUCUUCGCGCCCUGUCACAAUGUGGUGGAUGUGACCUGGUUCUACAAGAACUGCCUAACUGACACCUGUAACUGCAACCGGGGCGGGGAUUGUGAGUGUCUGUGCACCAGCGUUGGGGCCUACGCCCAUAAGUGCUGCCAACACGGCGUCACCAUCCAGUGGAGGAGCCCUACUGUCUGCCCUUAUGACUGCGAAUACUACAAUCAAGAGCUUGGAGAGGGGCCAUACACACUGUCCAGUGUGGCCUUCAACGACACGGUGCUGGCUGCCAACCUGAGCAGCGGGGAGGUCUUCCCCCUGCCCAAAAUCAGCCACUCGGGGGGGCCAGGCGAGCUGCUCUUCAACUUCAUGAUCACCGCUGGGCUUCACAAGGACCGCUUCUCCCGUCUCCCCAUCAUCUCCCUGGAGUCUGCUGAGCGACCCAACUACUUCCUGUGUGUGUGGGCGGGGCGUCGGCUGCGGGUGGAGCGCUGGAGCGCGGGGGAGGAGUUUCGACAGCGCGCUACCUUCAUCCACCACCGGGGGCUGUGGCUGCCAGGCCUGUCCUCCUUUGAGCUGUACAGCCAGAAGGGCUUCUUCCUCACACUGACCCGCGCUGCCGCACGUGCCAAGGCCUACGACCACUCCCGGGCCUUCAGACGGGUCAGCAGCUUCUCCAUCCAAGAGAGCAGUUUGCUCAUCCCGUAUCGGAUCAUGUGUGAGUGGAAGUACCAGGCCUGUGCCAGCCCGUGUGUGAGGACCUGCAGCGACCCGGAAGCCACGCUCUGCCACUUCCUGCCCCCGGUGGAGGGCUGUUUCCCGCGAUGCCCCAGGAACAUGAUCUUGGAUGAAGUCACCAGGAGAUGUGUUUACAAGGAGGACUGUAUUAUCCUUCCUCCAACACCAGCUCCUUACAUGUUUGUGACAAGGUCCAACAGAACCACAGCAGGACCAACCAGCACCACCCCCACCACCUCUCCAACAAGCACCACCACCACCACCACCACCCCACCAACCACCACUACUCCCAGCACCACCACCACCCCCCCCACCACCACCAUUACCCCUCGCACCACCACCACCACCACUCCCACCACCAGCUCUAGCACCACCCGCAGAACCUCCACAGUGGCUGUAACUGCACCCACCAGCCCCGUGGCCACUGUACGCAUCACUCUGCCCCCUGCCCCUGAGCCCACACAGGCUGCUACUCUCGUACCUUCUAGUCCUGUCCCACUUGUUACCACACCUGCCACCACGCCUAGUCCUGCCACCUCCACCCCUCCCCCCCUCACCACCAGUGCCCCACCCACCCCGACCCCCCCUGCCACCACCCAAACACUCCUCACUGUGACUACAGAGGCCACCACCUCCACCUUCCCCAGCACCAUGCCUACAUCCACCUCCUCCACUGUCCCCAUGACAACAGCAGCUCCCACCACCACUACUACCGAGGCCCUGCUCACCACCACAACUGCCACAACAGCGCCACCUCCAUCAACCACCCAACCCCCAUCUCUCACCACCGCCCAACCCUCCCUCCCCCCAACACAACCUCCCACCACUGAGGCCACACCCUCUCCCGCCACCAGCCCAUCUCCCACACACCUGAAGUCUACGGCAGCCCCGCCCAGCCCCAGCACCGAGACGGAGGUCGUCACGGUGACUCCUGCUCUCACCCCCCCGAAGCCCUCCCCUACACCUGAGACUGAGGUGGCUACUGUGCUGCCGCCAUUCCUUCUGCCCACGGCGCCUUGUACGCCCCCGUACUCGUACCGCGUGGACGAUUGCAGCGAGUACAUCUGCUUCAACGGCCAGCUGAUGUUCCACAACGCCUCCCUGCACUGCCGCUACAACGUCAGCCAGCCCCGCUGCGGCCUUCUGGGAAUGCCUGUGCAGACCAACCGUGACUACUGCUGCCCCCAGUGGCAGUGCCCAUGUCGAUGCUCCAUCAUUUCAGACCUGCGUGUCAUCACCUUUGACGGGAACAACGUGGCCCUUUAUGACAAGGGCUCCUACAUCCUGGUUCACCUUCCCAGAGAGAACAUUGUGGGCCACAUUGAGAAAUGCCCCACCAGCGAGAGCGUCAACUCUAUCAGGCGUCCUACGCCCACAGGCGGGACCUCGGGGCUGUGCUUUAAGAAGCUGAACAUCACCACCCAUUCCUACAGGAUAAUGAUCAACCGGCUGGAGAGGAAGGUAUCCGUGAACCAGAUCAGCGCACGCCUGCCAUUCACGCGGCAGAGUCUGCACAUCGACGACACGGGCACCAUGUACAUCAUCCACACGCCGGGGGGCAUCAGCAUCCAGUGGUACCACAGCACUGGUAUCAUCGUGCUUCAGUACAGCUCCACCAAUGCCUCGGCCGCCCGAACCCGGGGGCUCUGUGGCUGCUGUGAUGGGAACCCUGCAGAUGACCUGAAGCUGCCGAACGGCACGGUGGUGCGGGACGUGGAGGACAUCCCCCUCUUCCUGCACAGCUGGAUGGUGGACACGUCCGAGGAGACCGACUACUUCCGCCGUGUCGGGGACAACUGCACCACCGGCAACUGCAGCAAGUGUUUCCACAUGCUGAACCAGAGCCCCUUCUCUGAGUGCCACCACAAGGUGUCCCCAGAGCAGUUCUGUGAUAAGAUCUGGGCUGGGGACCUGCACUACAAAGACCACCAGUGUGACUUCCUGGCUGCGUAUGUUGCCAUCUGCUACACACACAAUGUCUGCAUCAACUGGAGAAAGCAGGACUUCUGCCCCUUAAAGUGCCCUCCCGGGAAGGAGUACCAGCCGUGUGUGAACACCUGUAAGACCAAGACCUGCCAGAACAGAGAGUACUACGAGGAGUCCACCUGCUCCUACAUCCGCGAGGAGUGUGUAUGCAAGCGGGGGACCAUCCUGCACCGGGCUGACUCUGCCUUCUGCGUCACUGAGGAUCGCUGUGUGUGCACAGAUAACGAGGGGCUGCCACGUGCUCCAGGAGAGGUGUGGAACAGCUCAGGGAAGAGCUGCUGUCUGUACCGUUGUAUGGAGAAUGGCAGUGUGGUGGCGGUGGAGCCCGACUGCAGCGACGUGCCCACCCCACUCUGUGAGAGGGAGGGAGAGUAUGCCAUUGCUGUGCUGGAGGAGGGGGCCUGCUGCCCCAAAAAGAUCUGCGAGUGCAACCUAACCAUCUGUGACACUGAGGCUCCUACCUGUGAAAACUGGAACAAGCUUGUGAUUGGCUACAGUGCCCUGUCCUGCUGCCCAGAGUACAGAUGUGAGUGUGACCCCCUGGCCUGCCCUGUAGCCCCGCCUCCUGACUGCAGGGAUGACCAGUUCCUGGUGGAGGUCAGAGAGGAUACAUCCUGCUGCUACUCCUUCCUCUGUGUUUGCGAGUCCUGCAUUGAUCCAGUCCCGUCCUGCAGCGAUGGCCAAAUUCUGGCUGUGCACCUGAACACGAGCCGGCGUUGCUGCCCUCAGUAUCACUGCGUGUGUGAUUCGAACCUGUGCCCCGAGGCCUCAGUGGAGUGCACCCCUGGAACAGCCCUGGUGCAGGAGAGUGUCCCGGGACAGUGCUGUCCAGACUGGCAGUGUGAGUGCAGCUGUCAGAAUAACUCUGCCCCUUCCUGUCAGGUGGGUGAAGUGCAGAUAGAGAUCCCUGACUCCAGCAGCCCCUGUGACUGUGCUCAGUUCAUCUGCAAGAAGGCGGAGGUGUGCCUGUUUCAGGGGGUGACUGUGCUGAGCCCAGGCCAGUCCAUGGUGCAGUAUGUGGAGGGAGACCUGUGCUUCACUGUGCAGUGCCUGCAGGAGAGGGACCCGGACACCGGUUUCUUUGCCAUGGAGGUGUCCAGUGUGAACUGCUCAGAGAAGUGUGGGCCUCAUCAGAUCUAUGUCCCCUCCAAAGACCCUCACGUGUGCUGUGGGUCCUGCAAGAACGUGUCCUGCUCUUACCCCAGUGAGAACGGCACCGUCCUGCUCUACCUGGCGGGCAGCUCAUGGCUGGCUAACUGCACACGGUAUGACUGUGUGGAGACGGCGGUAGGAGCAGUGGUCCUGGGGUCUGCUGUGGUCUGCCCCCCCUUCAACGACUCUGAGUGCCUUCAGAAUGGUGGGGUGGUGCAGAACUACAUCGAUGGCUGCUGUAGGACCUGUAAGGAGGAUGGAAAGACCUGUAAAAGAGUGGCCAUCAGAACCACUAUCAGGAAGGACGACUGCAGGAGCAAUGCACCUGUGAUGGUCUACUCCUGUGAUGGGAAGUGCCCCUCCGCCACCAUCUUUAACUUCAACAUUAACAGCCACGCCCGUUUCUGUAAGUGCUGUCGAGAGAGUGGCCUGGAGACGCGCACAGUGCAGCUGUACUGCACACGCAACAGCACCGCUGUGGACUACACCUUCCAGGAGCCCGUGGACUGCUCCUGCCAAUGGAGUUAGAGCAGGGGGGCGGAGCCUGCUGGGAGGGGUAGGGCCUGCCUGGAGGGGAGGAGCAGGCUGAUCUUGCAGGAAGUGCCACUGUAAUUUCUCUAGUUUCUCUCACAAAUUAUUUUUAGCCGGCCAGGAGACUUUGAUUACAUUGCUUCAUAUUGCAGAAUAGAUUCAUUCUUUUGUAAUUUGCUUCUCUUUUAAUUGAUAAUCAUUUUUCUGCCACUCACAGUGACACUUACAUGAGUGAUGAUGGAUUUUGUAUUUUACUGUAGGUUUUAUGAAUAAUUUCAUUUUGAUUGCCAAAAUAUUUAAAAGUGAUUAUUUAACUGAGCUAUUAGACACUUUUUAAAAUGGAUUCCUCGUAAAAUGACAAUCCCAUGCUACUGGUCAAACCUGCAGCUUCUUUAUUACUAUACCCUUUAAUGGUAUAAUCUAUAGACUGAUAACCUUUGAAUAAAUGUGAGUGUCCUUUGGACAUCAUUAUCCUGGACCUUUUCUCAGUAGAAAUUACUUCCUUUGAUAUUUUUACCUUAUUAGUUUCUUCUAUACAAGUAAUCUAAAUCAAUGUCAGAGUCAAAGCACAACAAUAAAGUGGACGAUUUCAUCAGUUUUAUA
Anguilla rostrata (American eel) is the source of this 7271-nucleotide messenger RNA. It is a transcript of the gene otogl, whose product is annotated as otogelin-like. Gene Ontology annotation, molecular function: alpha-L-arabinofuranosidase activity. The transcript is spliced from 46 exons. The annotation marks the transcript as partial. Gene Ontology annotation, cellular component: extracellular matrix. Gene Ontology annotation, biological process: L-arabinose metabolic process. Lineage: Eukaryota; Metazoa; Chordata; Actinopteri; Anguilliformes; Anguillidae. The record is from RefSeq and is a predicted model, not a curated record.